Rubroshorea leprosula is the source of this 485-nucleotide messenger RNA. The record is from the annotation of a GenBank genome assembly. Lineage: Eukaryota; Viridiplantae; Streptophyta; Magnoliopsida; Malvales; Dipterocarpaceae.
CCUUUCUCUUCUUAUCAUCUCUUUCUCCCCUCGCACCCUGUUUCAAAAGAAAAGGCUCUAGUCUCAACCCCCAGGUUUUGGUUUGGUGGUCAUCUUGGGUUCCAUCUCUGAACGAAACCUACAUGAUGCAGAGGCCUCCCAUUGAAGAUUUUGCCCUCAAGGAGACCGAUCCCCCCCUUGGUGGGAGGAAGGUCACUAGGGACAAGCUUACAAGCACUUAUGACCUUGUAGAGCAGAUGCAGUAUCUCUACGUUCGGGUUGUGAAGGCGAAAGACUUGCCUCGGAAAAAUGUUACUGUGAGUUGUGAUCCUUAAUUAUGUUGAGGUUAAACUUGGGAACUAUAAGGGCACCACUAGGCAUGUUGAGAAGAAGUCAAAUCCUGAGUGGAAUCAGGCGUUUGCUUUCUCCAAGGAUAGGAUUCAGGCUUCUUUUUUUUUGAAAAUAGGUAAUGAGGAUUCAGGCUUCGGUUCUUGAGGUUAUUGUGA